AUGGCGAAACUCACGGACACCUCCAUGCAGCUCGUUCUCCUAUCCCUCGUCUGCCUUUUGCUGCUCUCCCUCGCAUCCGCCGGUCCACCUAAGCGCGGAGUCGCGCGCACGCGCCAGGCGCACGAGGAGUACCGCCGUCAGCGCCAGCUGAACGACAUCGAAGAGCGCCCUGGGCGCCCGCCUCUCCACAUGUUCGAAACGAAGGCGCAUCACGAGAAGGAAGAGCGCGAAAAGGGCGAAUCCGGGAGCGACACUUCAAGCGCUCCGAUCAAAUACCUAGGCGGGCCCGUGAUGACCGGAAACCCGUCCGUCAACGUGUACAUCAUCUACUACGGCAGCUGGCCGGAAGGUUCGGGGCAGAAAGUGAUCGAGAAUUUCAUCAAGUCGCUGAGCAAGGACUCGAAGCGGCAGGGGGAUCCUGCAGAGCCCAAGGUGAAGCGCUGGUGGGCGAUCAGCACGGCGUACACGCAACAGGUGGAUGGCGCGCCGACGAACGUCAGCACGAAGGUGCGCCUCGCGGGGACCGUCUACGACAACUACUCAGCGGGAAAGAGUUUUGCCGACGGCACAGUCUGGAACGGUACCUGCCCCGACGGUUGCGGGGCGCAGAGCACGUCGCCCAACGGGAACCCUGCGAUCGACGCGACGGUUUCUACCAUCGCUCAUGAAAUUGCGGAAGCAGCAACCGACCCGGAUGCUGCGAACGGGUGGAUGGACGAUAGCGGCGAAGAGAAUGCGGACAAGUGCUCGUACGACGUUGGUACGACGAAACCGGGUCAGAAUGACCGCGGGGAAACGUUUGAGUACAAUCUGGUUGGAAUGAAGAACAUGAAGUUUCUGGUGCAGCGGAACUGGGAUCGGGUGAAGAACGAGUGCGCGGCGCAAAGGAAGUUCCACGACUGA
Molecule: messenger RNA, 903 nt
Organism: Closterium sp. NIES-65
Lineage: Eukaryota; Viridiplantae; Streptophyta; Zygnematophyceae; Desmidiales; Closteriaceae
Source: the annotation of a GenBank genome assembly